GGAGAGUCAAUAAGUUCUAGUCAAGAUUCAGAUAAAAGUUUUAAUAUAUACCAGGGGCCCAACCAACAGGACACUACUUGUGGUAGACCAAGUCUGUGGUCUUUUUAUCAUUCUGUUGAACUCGGCAUUACAGACAAUGUUUGAAAAUAUUGCAAAAUCACACUUUACAGCCUGUUUUAUGUUUUUGCAAUCUAAACUACUCCAGAUGCCUAGCAUUUUGGCUUCUGUCAAUCAAAUCCAAAAUGGGCCAAGUGCAUUCCUAGUCAUUCUGAUAUAUUGCCAGUGAUAAAUAUUCCCACAACUCGACAGCCAGCAUUUUCCCAUGGGAAAUAGACUAUUGAGUCAGGAACAUUAAUAUUUCAUGAUCAUAUAUUUGGCCCGUUGCAAAUUUGAUUGAGGGAGGCCAAAAUACCAAAUUCUGGUAUUUAUAUUAAAUUUUCCACAUGAAAUUAUCUCCAAGUAUGCUCCCAGCAUCUCAUAUGAGAAUACAAGUCAAAAGCAUAGUCAUAGGACACCACAGGCAAUUCAUCUUUCUCAUCAACUCCAUUAAAGUCAAACUUUGCACUUUCCUCCUCAAAAUCUUCAGAAUAGAAGUCCAUUAUUUGAGGCUCAACUUCAGGUCCCUUCCCAGGUUUGACUGCACAAGGGGCCCUCUGCAGGGCAUGGGAGCUGAUAAUGUCCCUAGGAACCACAUCCAGUGAGAUCAAAUCAGUAUACUUAUUCUUGUCCCUCUUGAUAUUUACAGCUUGAGCAACUUUUUCAACAAAGUUGGUUCUUGCAGCUUCAGAAUUCUCGAGCUCUUCGGCUAUUGCUAUGGCAGGGUUGAAUUUGUUUUUCUGGAGGUCUUGGAGCUUGCUGCUAAUUCUUGCUGAAGAGUUGAUGAUUGGACGCUCAAGACUGAAGGACAUCGAAAUACGAGGUUCGAAGACGAUUAUUGAAGAAUCUGAAGCCCUGUGGAAUUAUUAUACGGACUUGACUCCCAAGAAGGAAGAGGUGUCCAUCAAAGCGUCUACACGAGCUAAAGAAUUUUACUUGGAAGCAAGUAAGAAUGCUUCUGCAAUGCUAAGCAAGCAUGUGGAUCUCUCUCAUGAUGUAGCGAGACAGAUGAGACUUAUUCGGCGAAAUGCAAUGCCAAAUUUACAAAAAGACGUGGAAGCUAUAGAGAAACUACAAGCAAACUUGACAGCGAUAUUCAGCAAUGGUAGAGUCUGCAAGAACAGCACAGAUAGCAGUAAUUUUUGCAUGCCACUCUUUCCUGACUUGAACAACUUGAUGGCGAAGUCGCGGGAUUAUGACGAGCUUGUGUGGGCUUGGCGUGGAUGGCGCGACGCCGUAGGACCUCCUAUGAGAGCCCAGUAUAAAGAACUUGUUGACAUGUUGAAUCGUGGUGCUAGUGAACAUAACUGGGGAGAUUAUGGUCACUUUGUAAGGAGCGAAUACGAAAUGGGAAAUGAUUUGAUUCCAGUAUUAAACGGUCUAUGGACUGCAGUCAAACCAUUGUAUCAAGAACUUCACGCCUACGUGCGCUAUCAGCUUAAAAAGCAUUACAAAAAAAUGUCUCCCGAUGGACCAAUCGGUGCGCACCUCCUAGGAAACAUGUGGGCUCAAGACUGGUCAGCGAUCUAUGACCUUGUGCAACCGUUUCCUGAUGUUGCACCCCUUCACGUAACGCCUAACCUCAUCAAACAGCAUUAUACACCGAAGAAAAUGUUCGAGUUAGCGCAGUCGUUUUUUGUUUCAAUAGGACUUGAUGCCAUGCCAGCAUCUUUCUGGGACAAGUCGGUGCUGAGUAAACCAGAGAAUAAGUCCAUGGUGUGUCAUGCAUCUGCUUGGGACUUUUGUCAAGGGGAUGUACGAAUCAAAAUGUGCACUAGUGUCAACCAAGAUGAUCUUAUUACUGUACAUCACGAGAUGGGCCACGUUGAAUACUACCUCGCUUACAAAGACCUUCCUUAUGCUUACCGAACUGGAGCCAAUCCAGGAUUCCAUGAGGCAAUAGGGGACACUAUAACACUCUCUGUGGAGACCCCUAAGCAUCUUAAGUCAAUAGGACUACUGUAUAGUCUCAAUACUAGUGAUGAGGCGACAAUCAACUUCCUAAUGUUGCAAGCACUACGUCGUGUUGCUAGUUUACCAUUCACCUAUCUCGUCGACAAAUGGCGAUGGAAAGUUUUCGCGGGAAAUAUCAGGCCCUCAGAAUACAACGCCGAGUGGUGGAAACUGCGUACUUAUUACCAAGGCAUCGUGGCCCCAGUCCCUCGCUCCGAGAACGAUUUUGAUCCUGGGGCCAAGUUUCACAUUGGCUCCAAUUCACAAUACAUCUGUUAUUUUGUGAGCUUAAUACUGCAGUUUCAGUUUCAUCAAUCAUUGUGUCGGUUAGCCAAACACGAAGGACCGUUACACGAGUGUUCUAUUUACAAGUCAAAAGAAGCUGGACAAAAAUUCAGGGAGAUGCUUGAAGCAGGAAGCAGUCAACCAUGGCCUCAGACGUUACACCACUUAACAGGAGAACGCGAGAUGUCUGCCAACGCGAUACUCGAAUACUUCGACCCUCUAAAAAAAUGGCUGUUCACUUACAGACAAGCUCACAAAUAUCCCCUGGGGUGGGGAAAACUGAAGAAACAAGGUACAGCUAAUGGAGUAAGAAAGACAAUAAACAACAGCUCACUAAAGCCCAAGGCUGAUUCUUUAGCUGCCAAUCCCAAAGGCGUGUCUUUUACAAAAGCUAAGAAUUCAAAUGAUGGUUUAAAUUUACCUGAUUUGAAAACCGCGCUGGAAGAAUUGCAGCCAGGCAACAGCAAAACCACUGUAAAUAAAAACGAGUCUCUCCUUGAAGCCAAGUCUUCCAUUGUCAAAGCCAGGCCAAUGUUCUUACCUAACAAAGUCAAAGAUCAGCUAAACCUUGGUUAAAACACAACCCAGCGGGUUAUUGAUAGUGGUACCAAACGAUACAGGUCGUGUGAUGGACAGGCAACCGUUGAUCACUCUGAGACCGGAGUCGCACGCUACAAAUUGUAAUAUAUUCACAGCCAAUCAACGUAGUUUCCUUUUAGAUUGGAAUAUGAAGCACGACCUUUGACUUUAGAAAUGUGAGUUUUCGUAUUUUAGCCAGAAAAAAAAGCACAACAAUUUCUUUUAGUUUAAGAUCGCCCAUUUCGGAUCACGGACAGACAACGGCGAUUUAUUAAAAUAGGUAAAAGUUUAUUCAGAAGUAGCAGUAGUGAGCUUCGAAAGACAAAUCUGUGAUGACGGUACGUUAUAUUUAUUGGUCAAGAAAUGGAAAGCUUUGAUGAAUUCGAAGGUCUACAAGGACUCACCAAACUUGUAAAUUGAAAAAUCAUGGCUGUUGUCUUGCAUAUUUUCUAGCUUAUUAUACAAUAUGGCUUCUUUGUUGUCAUGGCAAUGAGAAGUUAUCAACGAAACAACAGCUCUUUAUUCAGUAGUUGAACAAAACUUACAUGUCUACCGGAGAUUACGUUCCCAUGGAAAUUCGACUUCAAAUUUAAGGGCCCUAGGAUUUCGUGAUGUUCUAAAAAGCGUCACGUUAGGAGCGCAGUUGACUUUUCACCCUUUGGUCGAUUUUCUUGUACAAAAACAUGUACAAAAAUAGACGACAAAAAUACACUCAAUUACCACCAACCUGCAGGGAACAAUGCGAUGAAAGACGACCCCUUGCAGCAAGUUUCCCAAUGCAUACGACUUUGGAGGGCUAAACAAUAAAAUAUUACUCCCACAAAAAUUAAAAUUAA
Messenger RNA from Actinia tenebrosa (Australian red waratah sea anemone), 3749 nucleotides. Its product is annotated as angiotensin-converting enzyme. The record is from RefSeq and is a predicted model, not a curated record. Gene Ontology annotation, cellular component: membrane. Gene Ontology annotation, molecular function: peptidyl-dipeptidase activity; metallopeptidase activity. Gene Ontology annotation, biological process: proteolysis. NCBI's taxonomy places the organism in Eukaryota, Metazoa, Cnidaria, Anthozoa, Actiniaria, Actiniidae.